CUUCUCGUAAUCAACAUUGACAUCGGAAAAAUUCGGAAAUCUUCAGGCCGAGAAAAAAUGGCGGCAAUCAGGACGAUGACGAAUAUGAUCCUUCGCCAAGUUAUCCAUCACCCGCUUCUCUUUCACUCAUCAUCUAAAACUCUUCAAUUCGUUUUGCCAUCCCUCCGUCGCACUCCCCGGAAUGUUCCGGUUCUCUCAAAUUCCCGAUUCGGAUCCUUCCGAUGUGCGGCGUCGACCUCCGGUGGAAGCGACGGUGACCGGAAAGUUUCGUCUCGGUUGUCUCAGGUGCAACAGAUGCUUCAUGAGGCAGAGGAGCGGGCUAAUUCCGCCGGCAAUGAGCCUAUUCCUCAAAUCACUCUAGACCAUGUUACACUUAACUUUGCUAGAAGCGGUGGUCCUGGAGGCCAGAACGUGAACAAAGUGAAUACCAAAGUAGAUAUGCGCUUCAAUGUGAAAAACGCAUACUGGCUAAGUGAUAGGAUCAGAGAGAAAAUCAUACAGACGGAGAAGAAUCGGAUCAACAAGGACGGAGAACUUGUGAUAUCUUCAACCAAAACCAGAACGCAGAAAGGCAACAUCGACGAUGCACUUGCUAAAUUACAGGCGAUAAUUGAUGCGGCUUCAUAUGUUCCACCACCACCAUCAGAAGAACAGAAGAAGAAAAUUGUUAAGCUGGCUGCAAAAGCUGACAAUAAACGACUUAAAAGCAAAAAAGUUAUUUCGGACAAGAAAGCUGCGAGAAGAGACCGUAGUAGUUGGGAUUAAACUUCAAACCAUACAUACAAAUGGAGUCAAGGUUGAUUCUAAAGCUUUAACUUAGAUGAUUAUUAUGUCAUUUCCUUGAAAUUCAAUGUAAUUGUAACACAACAAUCAAAUCUUCCAAUAAAUAUUGCAAUAUAUUGGGUUUUAUGUACAAAUCACUCUCAUACAAAUCAUAAAC
This is a messenger RNA of Eutrema salsugineum, 940 nucleotides long. RefSeq names its product peptidyl-tRNA hydrolase ICT1, mitochondrial. Gene Ontology annotation, molecular function: translation release factor activity. The coding region runs from base 58 to 765 and encodes 235 amino acids. Gene Ontology annotation, biological process: translational termination. The transcript has 7 exons. The record is from RefSeq and is a predicted model, not a curated record. Lineage: Eukaryota; Viridiplantae; Streptophyta; Magnoliopsida; Brassicales; Brassicaceae.